This is a messenger RNA of Pantherophis guttatus, 5161 nucleotides long. The record is from RefSeq and is a predicted model, not a curated record. NCBI's taxonomy places the organism in Eukaryota, Metazoa, Chordata, Lepidosauria, Squamata, Colubridae.
AGCUGCUAAGGUCAAGACUAACUUCCCAAACCUGGACUUCAACACUUAGAAAUUCAACACUGUUCCACAUGCCAAAUAGUUGCAUCUCUGUAUCAUAAGCAACAGUCUGUGGUAUACAUUUGCACACCAAGAUAAGAAAGCAGUGGCUAUCUUUAUGUGUUGCUACGAGAAUUGAGUCACCAUGGCAUUAAUCUUUGAACUUUGGUUGUGUGAUUAUUUUUCUCUGUGGCUAACACCAAGAGAGGACUGGUUAUCUCCCAAGCCAAAGAGAUCUUUGGAUGUUACAAUAAAGGUGUAUAUUUCUGCUGCACAUUUGCCUUGGUCCUGAGCCAAAAGGAAGAACUUGUAUUGGAUAAAGAAAAUCUCCCAGGCAGGCAGAACUAGCCCUCCCGAAAAACCAGUUUGUCAGCUGCUCCUCAAAAAUCAGUUUCCCUCUAAGACAUGCUGUGACAACAUGCCCACAACAACUUUUAACUCUGUUGAUCAACAGGAACAGGUUUCCAUUAUGGGGGAGACGGGAGUAGAUGAUCCCAGCCUCGUUGAUCAAGAGCUUCGGGAUAUGGAUGAAGAUCGCUUAUGGGAGAUGGUGGAGGGCCAUCGUUACAGAAUUGUGAGGGGCGUCUCCCCCAGUCGUCUUACCCCCUAUUUACGGCAGGCCAAGGUGCUGGGUCAACUGGAUGAGGAAGAAAUCUUGCACAGCCCCCAGUUCACAAAUAGAGCCAUGAGAGUUGGCCACAUGCUGGAUCUCUUGAAAUCCCGUGGGAAAAAUGGGGCUCUUGCUUUUCUGGAAAGCUUGAAACUUCACAAUCCUGAUAUUUAUGUGCUCAUUACUGGCUUGGAGCCUUCCAUAGACCACAACAAUUUUAGCGAUCUGAUUGAAAGUUCCCAGCUGACAGAAUGCUUGGCCAAAGCAGUUAGCAGCCUGCAAGAGGAGCUGAGCCAGGAGAAACGCCAGAAGGUGUCCCUCCUUCAACACUGCCGCAGACUCAAGGAAAACACUGCCCGACUGGAAGCUGAGGCUGAAAGCCUACGGGGCAUUGAAACUGAGUGUAACCGGAUGAAGAGGGAACUCAGUGCUCACUUCCAUGAGGCCCUCAAGCUUAAAGAUGAACUUUAUGGGCUCUCUUUGCGCUACAGCAGUGCCCUUCAAGAGAAGGACCUAGCUAUUACCCGCUGCAGGAGUUUGCAGGAAGAGUUCUACUUGAUGAAGCAAGAACUGCAGCGAGCCCAAGUAUCAUCGUGCCAUCAAAGGGAAAGAUCCUCAAGAAUUUCUGGGGAUACGCAGAUGCAGACAGAUGAGCUCUUAAAGCUGAUGGAAGAGAACGAGCAUCUCAAGUCACUGUUGGAGCUGGAAACCUUCAGUGUGGUGCAGAAAGAUAUUCUAGAGCAAAACCUUGAUGAUGCUCUGGAGGGCAAACAGGAAUUGCUAAAUCGACUUCACUCACUGAGAGAGCAAGCAGCCCUUGCUGAGAAUCAGCGAAAACAGUGUUGGGAAGAAAAGGAAAAUACCUUGAUUGAAUGUCAAAAGAUGAAGGUGGACUGUGAGAUCUACAAGGAGCAAAUCAGUGCCCUUCAGGCUCAAAUAGCUGAUCUACAGAAAGAAAGAGAUCAGGCCUACAAUGCCAGGGACACUGCUCAGUUGGAAAUUUCCCAAAGCCUCCUGGAUAAAGAUUCUCUUCGCCGUAAAGUCUUUGAGCUCACAAAUGAAAUUUGUGAAGUCAGGAAAAAAGCCAGCAUGGGAGUUUCAGUGCUUACGCAGGUACCAAGGAGUGGGCCUCCCAUCACUGAAUCCAAGGACCAUUGUCCAAAGAAAAAGCAGCCCCUAGUACGAAUGCAUGCCAUCUGUCCUCGGGAGGACAGUCAGGACAGCUUGAUGAGCAUAUCAGAGUCUUGGUCAAGUCAUGAUCAAAUGGACAGUUUCCGAUCGUGCAGCCCAAUCCCACCUUGUAAACUUUCUCUACAGAGAAGAGCCAUGCAAGACAGCUCGCUUUCUUGGAGUUCUCAGGAGUUCCUGGACGAGGAAUUUUCUGUCACCUCAGCUGAAGAGAAAGGGAGGGAUCCCUCUUUUGAAUAUGACAUGGGGAGAGAUGAUGGCUCUUCCCUCUGGCUCCACGUAGACCCUUGCAUCUCUGAGAGUGUACCCAUGCGCCGCCGACUUGCACAGCGCUUCCCAAGCCGUAUCACAACUAUUGCCUUCCAAGCCAAUGCUUUGUUGGAGCACAUCAGCAUCAUUGGGGGCAACCAGACUGGCAUCUUCAUUCAUCGAGUCACUCCUGGAUCCAUUGCUGAUGAGAUGUCUUUGUCACCAGGCCAGCAGAUUGUGCUGGUGGAUUAUGGAGUCAUGGAACCUGGUUUCAAAGCUGUCCUAGAAGAUGCAACUCUUGAGGAGGCUCUUUGGGUCCUGGAAAAAGUGAAUGGAUUUUGUUGCUUGUCUGUGAAGCACAACAUGGAAGGUUACAAGAAACUAUUGACUGACCUGAACUCCAAGCUGGUGACAUCUGGUGACUCCUUUUAUAUCCGAUCCAACCUAUGCCUUGAGAAACAAGAUCCUGGGGAACUUUCGGUUGGAUGUCAUAACAUUCUGCAUGUCACUGACACUGUAUAUCAAGGCCAAAAUCAGUGGAGUGCUUGCCAGGUGAAUCCUUAUACCAUGAAAGACAUGGAUGCUGGUACCAUCCCCAACUACUUCCAGGCACAACAGCAACUCAUUGCCCUCAUUCAAGAAUUGGCCCAAAAGAACAUGGUCUCCCAGAAGAAUUCCAGUUUUCAACGCAAGUUGGUCCGUAUUGUGAGUACAAGUAACAGGAUCAAUCCACUUUGGUCCACUAUGGAAUAUAGUUUCUCAGAUUCAAACAAGCCGAAAGUGAGUCCCAGGAAUUGUGUCAGUCUGAUGCCAUAUACUUUUGUCAGGCAUUACAGACCUGGGCAGCCACGUCCAGUACUUGUGGUGCCAGCACUUUUGAGGAAGAUCCUGGCUGACAAGCUAUGCCUUUCCAGGGAAUUCGAAAAAUGUCCCUCAGACACUCAGAACACAGAAUCCUUCCAUGAAAACAAAGAUUUGAAUGGCAGCUCUUGUAUUCCUCGAUGGGAUCUGGAACAGUUAAUGCGAAAGGAUGUGCAUGCCUGGAUGGAUCUGGGCCUGGAGAGUGUGCAAGAACUUCUGGCAAUGGACAUUUAUCCCAUCAUUAUUCUCAUCACCAUCGGUGAGAAGAAUGCCAAGAAAAUCAAGAAAGUUCUUCAGCGCCUUGGAGCAACUGAGGACCAACUUUUGGAGAGUGCCCGGAAAGAUGAGGCCCAGCUGGAGACAGUGUCCUGCCUUUAUCGCACUAUUGCUCCCGAUGCCUGGGGUGACCUUGAUGCUCUCAACAGCUGUGUCCGUGUGGCUGUCGCUGAUGAGCAGAAGAAAGUAGUGUGGGUGGAACAAGUGACUCACCGACCUUUUUAGACCAAUAGAUGGGACUUAAGGCAAUUGUCUCACCCGAGCCUAAGAAAAACUGAAUGUGCUACUGUUUGUUCUGGCAGGAAAUAGAACAUAUUCCAAGCCUAUCAGCUGCAUACUUACUAUUUAGAGAGUUACCAUUUAUUUUCUCAUGGUCUCCAUCCCUCCUCAUCCAACCUCUUUCAAACUGACUUUAUCUUCCCUCACCAUCCCUUUGAAUUCCUGGCAAUACAUCAAUCAUAUGCUGGCUAAACGUACCACAAACUGUUUUAUGUGGGAUGUAUACGCAGAGGUUUGCUAUAAUGAAUUUUUUAAACUCUUGGGUGAAGUUGGUACUCAAAUCAGAAAUGCAUGGAGACUGGACUGAACCAUGUGGAGCACGCAGUUCCUUAUGAGCAUGAGCAUACAGUAUAUUGAACGUUGAGCAUGAAAAUAAUGGAUGCAUUUCAUUUUUUUUAAAUAACAGAAUUUCUCACAGGAGAGAAGACUACCAUUGCAUUGUUUUUAAAAAGUUAUCAAACACGAGACUUCCGGUGGCACCGCAGGCACUGACGCUCUUCUCUUGAGCGCCAGCCCCGCGAUCUCGUAAAGCCGCUAGAACAGCGCAAAUCAGCUGUCUAGUGGCUUGAAAACUUUCUCCCCGGGAAAAGGGGAGGAAGAGAGCAGAUGGGCGUAGGUAGAGCUCCCCUAGGAGCCCCAGGAACAAUUCUGGGGCUCGAAGGGUGAGAGCUCCCUGGAAGCCCAACAGAGCUCUGGAUCUGGGAUGUUUUUGCUUUAAGCAGAAGACGCCGCGACCACCCCUGCAAACAACGUUUGAAUAAACAUCAUUCAGAAGCAGGCUGAGCAAACUCAGGAGAGAUAAGAACUGCAAGUACUGAACUUUAACUCCAAAUGUGUAUUACUUCCUUCGAAUUUAUUAAGGGGAGAAAGUGAAACCAAGAUGGCGAUUGAGUUUUAAUGGGGCGUGAAAGCGAAACUUAAAAAGGAAAGUUUUUUUUUCCCCUCAGCGUUGGCAGCCCCUAUGCAAAAUUAGAGGCUUGUGCUUUUAAAAAUAAAGGGGAAAAAAAGGAGAAGAUUAAAGAAUUAUUUAAAGACUGAUUUUUGGAUUUGGUGGACCUAUUGUUCUGGCAGCUGAGUAAAUUUAAAUUGGAAACUAAAGAUGGCUUCAAAACAAAUUAAGGCUAUUGUCCCUAAAAGUGCUGGGUCUUCGCCAGCUCACACAUCCAGAUUGCAAUCUCUCUCUGUUCCAACGGAAGCAACAACAUUAACACUUAAAUGUUGCAGGAAGCCCUCAAAAUUCUUUAAACUCUUGGGUGGAGUUGGUACUCAAAUCAGAAAUGCAUGGAGACUGGACUGAACCAUGUGGAGCACACAGUUCCUUAUGAGCACGAGCAUACAGUAUAUUGAACGUUGAGCAUGAAAAUAAUGGAUGCAUUUCAUUUUUUUUAAAAUAACAGAAUUUCUCUCAGGAGAGAAGACUACCAUUGCAGUUUUUAAAAAGUUAUCAAACACAUUAACUAGCAAACUGGGCAUAUUUUUAGGCAAAUUAACAUUCCCUGCAUUGUAUUAGUGCAUGGAUGUCAAACUCGAUCGCAUCACGCGACAUAUCGCAACGUUUUUUGCCUUUGCGGAGCUAGGGUGGGCGUGGCCUAUGCAUGAUACGGGCUGCCAGUUUAACACCCCUGUAUUAGUGUAUUAAAAUCCGAAAUUGGACUAAAAGAA